AUGAUUUUUGUGUGUCUCAUUUCGACCAGCCCACGAUACUGAACAAAUGUUCAGCCCAACUGGCAUUUGCCAGUAUUGCUAGAUGACCAAUCCGCCCCUGGUGGGAGGCGUCUCAGAGGAGGAAUAUGUACAAGUUUAAACAAGUUCUCAAAGCUGGAGGUCAGCCGGGAGCUAAUAUAAAUGUGCUGCCGUUUGCGCGGCGGUAUCAUGGGCCAAGAAAACAUAUCCCUCUCUAUCUAGCUCUGACCUCCAACUCUUCAAAGCGCCUGACAGACACACCGAGCAGCACCCGAUGUAGCGCGCACCACGUGCCAUGGCCACUCGCGAGGGCUGCCACUGUCCGGGCGCCGGGGGGCAAAACAAUAAUAACAGCAUCCUGUACCAUAUACUGAAGAACGACAGACUCACGACCACCGAGGAACAACAAACAAUAACAAAACCACAACAACACCAACAGCAUCGCUGGCACAGGGUCUCCUCCUGUUCCUCAUCUUCUUCCUCUUCGUCGCGGCUUGAGCUAAGGCAACAACAGGCAUGCUCCUGCAGCUCCUCACGACGAAGGGGGUCUCUCCGGUCCCCGCAGGUUACCUGCAAAGCCGCAUCUGCGGUCCUCGUGAAGACUCUGCGGUUCGUGAAGAACGUGCCGUGUUUCCGCGAGCUGCCGGAGGAUGACCAACUGCUGCUCGUUCGGAACUGCUGGGCGCCGCUGCUCGUGCUGGGCUUCGCGCAGGACCGGGUAGACUUCGAGACCACUGAGACUGCAGAGCCCAGCAUGUUGCAACGGAUCCUGACCGGUGGCUCUGGCAGCCAGAGCGGCUUAACGGACAGACAGGGUGAACCGCUGCUGGAGCAGAGCACGGAAACUUCUGGGGUAUCUCUCGCGGAUAUCCAGGGCAUCAAAGCGUUCCUGAAGAAGUGUUGGGGUUUGGACAUCAGUACCAAGGAGUAUGCCUACAUCAAAGGAGCAGUGCUAUUCAACUCAGAUCUCCCGGGUUUGCGCUACCUCCACUACAUCCAGUCACUGCGGCGCGAGGCUCACCAGGCGCUCAACGAGCACGUGAGGCUGAUCCACCGGGACGACACCACACGCUUCGCCAAACUGCUCAUCACCCUGUCCAUGCUUAGGGCCAUCAGCCCCGCCGUGGUUGCACAGCUUUUCUUCAAGCCCGUCAUCGGAGCUGUCAACAUGGAGGAUGUCCUACUGGAGAUGUUCUAUGGGAAGUAGAUGCUUUCCAUGGUCUCGUCCAGAAACAACCCUUAGAUAUGGCCCCCUAUAAGUAGGCACUUCUAGCCCCUACUCCCUCGGCAAUUUAACCUAGCCCCUACCCUCUAGAAACUUAACCUAGCCCCUACCCUCUAGAAACUUAACCUAGCCCAUACCCUCUAGAAACUUAACCUAGCCCCUACCCUCUAGAAACUUAACCUAGCCCCUACCCUCUAGAAAUAUAACCUAGCCCUUACCCUCUAGAAACUUAACCUAGCCCCUACCCUCUAGAAACUUAACCUAGCCCCUACCCUCUAGAAACUUAACCUAGCCCCUACCCUCUAGAAACUUAACCUAGCCCAUACCCUCUAGAAACUUAACCUAGCCCCUACCCUCUAGAAACUUAACCUAGCCCCUACCCUCUAGAAACUUAACCUAGCCCCUACCCUCUAGAAACUUAACCUAGCCCCUACCCUCUAGAAACUUAACCUAGCCCCUACCCUCUAGAAAUAUAACCUAGCCCUUACCCUCUAGAAACUUAACCUUGCCCCUAGCCCAGGGUUUCACAAACUUGGUCCUCGGGACCUCAAGGGGUGCACGUUUUGGUUUUUGCCCUAACACUACACAGCUGAUUCAAAUAAUCAACUAAUCAUCAAGCUUUGAUCAUUUGAAUCAGCUUUGUAGUGUUAGGGCAAAAACCAAAACGUGCACCCCUUGAGGUCCCGAGGACUGAGUUUGGGAAACACUGCCCUAGCCCUUACCCCCACUUCCCCUAGCCCCUUACCCCUACCUCCUAGCCCUUACCCCCACUUCCCCUAGCCCCUUACCCCUACCUCCUAGCCCUUACCCACACUUCCCCUAGCCCCUUACCCCUACCUCCUAGCCCUUACCCCCACUUCCCCUAGCCCAUACCCCCACUUCCCCUAGCCCAUACCCCCACUUCCCCUAGCCCCUUACCCCUACCUCCUAGCCCUUACCCCCACUUCCCCUAGCCCAUACCCCCACUUCCCCUAGCCCCUUACCCCUACCUCCUAGCCCCUACCCCCACUUCCCCUAGCCCCUUACACCUACCCCCACUUCCCCUAGCCCCUUACACCUACCCCCACUUCCCCUAGCUACUUACACCUACCCCCACUUCCCCUAGCCCCUUACACCUACCCCCACUUCCCCUAGCCACUUACACCUACCCCCACUUCCCCUAGCCACUUACCCCUACCUGCUAGCCCCUACCCUCUACAUACUUCAUGUAUAUCUGACAUUAUUGUAUAGAAAUAAGCAAUAUGGCAGCUCCACUCUGCCCUCUGGUAGGCUAUAAAGGAACAGUUUUGCUCUGUUACAUCUAUCCAAUUUUCAGCUCAACACCUGUGGGGUUGGUUCUGGACUGGACCUUAAUAUCUAAAGGACAGACAAACAGAAUGUAAAUCUAACUAACUGUUAACCAACCGUUAGAUCUGAAUGGACUGUUGAACAGAAGAAUAGACAAAGGAUGAUAUUUGUUUGUUUUGUUAAGAAUGUUAUGAACACUGGUGGGUGAAGAACAGUCGGGGCAAAGGGGUGUGUGUUUUGGGAUGGGGAGGGGUGAAGGAGAGGAUACAGACCAAGAAGAGCUGCUGAUCGGACUCUAACUUAUUUCUUUUUACAUAAAACUAUUUUUCUAUAAUAAAAGUAUUCUCUGAACUGCUUUGCCAUGCUUGUGUCAGGUGAGUGGUGCUCUGACUGUCACUUUGGAGAUCAGAAAGGCCCCUGGACACUGAUCUAAGGUCAGCUUUGUGGUUUACCCCCUAGUUGUUAAGGUUCGGGAUAAACUGAUCCUAGAUCUGUGCCUUAGGGCAAGUUCAACCCAAAGAG
This is a messenger RNA of Oncorhynchus keta (chum salmon), 3052 nucleotides long. RefSeq names its product nuclear receptor subfamily 0 group B member 1-like. Lineage: Eukaryota; Metazoa; Chordata; Actinopteri; Salmoniformes; Salmonidae. The record is from RefSeq and is a predicted model, not a curated record. Gene Ontology annotation, cellular component: nucleus; cytoplasm. Gene Ontology annotation, molecular function: transcription corepressor activity; transcription factor binding. Bases 314 to 1225 code for a protein of 303 amino acids. Gene Ontology annotation, biological process: negative regulation of transcription by RNA polymerase II. The transcript is spliced from 2 exons.